Entrophospora sp. SA101 is the source of this 438-nucleotide messenger RNA. The record is from the annotation of a GenBank genome assembly. Lineage: Eukaryota; Fungi; Glomeromycota; Glomeromycetes; Entrophosporales; Entrophosporaceae.
AUGGAAAACAAAGAAGGAGGUUAUAAACUUUUUAAAUCAUUAGAGAAUAGUAAAAUAGAUUUAGAACCCGAUUCACCCGAAUACCAAGAGCAAUUACAAAAUGUCUUUUCCAUCAUUUCCGAAGCUCACGCUAGUGGAAAAGCCUUUGAAGUUGACAAUGGCAGAUUUGAUGGCGACGCAGAGGCUGGAAAAGCAGCUUUCCAAACAAUUGCUAAUUCUCUUUCUGCUACUGACAAGGAAAACUUUCAUUUUUGGCCGCAAAUGACAGAAGCAGAAAAAGCCGAAGAAGAACGUAAAAACAAAGAAAGAAUUAACCGAAUUGGUGAAGACCCUAUUCUUCAAAGCAAAAGAAUUCACGCCGUUAAUGAAAUUACCCAUGCCCUCAACCAAAAACCCAAACUUAUUAAUAGUAGUUUAUCACCAGAAAACCAAGACUGA